Culicoides brevitarsis is the source of this 1821-nucleotide messenger RNA. RefSeq lists its product as uncharacterized. NCBI's taxonomy places the organism in Eukaryota, Metazoa, Arthropoda, Insecta, Diptera, Ceratopogonidae. Gene Ontology annotation, cellular component: cytoplasm. Bases 55 to 1368 code for a protein of 437 amino acids. Gene Ontology annotation, biological process: negative regulation of TOR signaling; negative regulation of protein kinase activity; neurotrophin TRK receptor signaling pathway. The record is from RefSeq and is a predicted model, not a curated record. The transcript has 4 exons.
AACACAACACAAAAAAAAAUCGUAAAUUCUCACAAAAUUCGUCUCCAUAAAAUCAUGUUAGUCAGUUGCAAGUGUUUAAAUUUAGUUGUAAGAGUGCAAAAGCCAAAUGACGCGACGACAGAUUGGCCCGCAUACAGGGCGCAUCCGAAAUCCGCAAAUAAUGUCGGCAUGGAGUUCUUCAAGCAGGCAAUCGGUCCGCUUUCCAGUGAAGUUGUUGCCAUAAGUAAGGAACAAAGUGCACUUGUCCAGGUGAUAAUGAGCGACGAAUGGCAGCUCCAGAAGUGUGUCAACUGCAAAGAAAUCGUUUUCGCUGCCAACGAGAUGAACCAAACGUGCUUGGUGAACUCCGCCUUACUCACAAACCCCAAUGAGAUCGAAAAGAUCAAAGCGAGCAGCGUGUAUUCGCAAGUGUUCCGCAUCGCCAUGGUACAAUCGGAAUUUAUGGAUUUGCGGGACAAACUCGCGAAUCUCGAAAGACCGCGCAUCAAGAUGUUGCAGGAGCAAGUGCAUGCCGCCAUCCAGAACGAAACCGCAGCUGUGGAAGAAAAAAUUCGCCUUUUCACCGAACAACAAUACGCCAUGCUGAAGAUGUAUCGUCAUCGCGCCGAACAAGAAUUUCAUACGCUUUGCAGCGUAAUUAACUGCGUACCUGAACACACACUCGACAUCCAACAACAACAACCGACGACGCAGCAGCAUCAGCAACACGACGACGACGCUGUGAGCAAAACAUCGGGCACCUCUCUCAUGGAAACGCCGCCCGCGACGCCCGAUAACACGCCCAUGUCUGUCGGCAAUAGUCCUCCGAUUGGCACAACGACGACAACGGCAAGUACAAAUCCCGUCGGCGGCGGUGAUAUUUUCAAGCAGCAACGCAUUACGGCACCGAAUAAGGGCAAAAGCAUCAUUUUUAAGACCGUCAUCAGUGCAAAACAUUCCAAUAACGCAUCUCAGGGACACAAUCAGCACGACAACGACUCAGAUUGCAUUUUUGAGUUGGAUGGCGUUGCGGAGCCGACAACAAAUGCUUUCGGUAUGCGCGCUUACAAACCUCCAAUGGCGAAUAACAUGUCGGAUUUGGAGGAAUCUGAUCAUGAAGACAUUGAAAUCGGUCAAGAAGCGGGCGCCAUGCAUAUACCCGGGCGAACUUAUACACGUCAAUCGAGUGUAGCAAAGAGCUUACCAAUUUCGAUGCCUGCUGCAAUGCAGCCAUUUAGAACCACCGAAGAUGACUUUGAAGAGCUUCCCGAAGACAGCAACAUCGACAUUGCUGCUUCGAUCAAGGCUUUAGCAAGAAGCGUUCACGGUGAAGCCAUUUUUGGCGAUUUACCACGACCAAGAAAACCAAAAUUUACCACCCAAAUAUAAUUUUUUUUACGUUUUUUUUUAAAUUCUAUGAACUUGCGAAAUUCUGUUCAUAGAAAUUUCUUGAAUAAUUUGUUAAUUCGAUUUAAAGUCUUCUUACAUUUUUCUAUUAAGUUUUUUUUUAUUUCCAUAAAAAAAGUGCUUUAUGAAUCUUGGAAAUUAAAAUCUGGAAAAAAUUAGAUAUAUAGAAAUGCGCAGCUUUGUAAGCUUUUUAUUAAAAAAAAAUAUUUUUUUUAAAGUUAAGAAGCUUGAUGAACUUUAACUAAGAGAAAAAAAAUCAUUUUUAUGUUAAAAUUUUCUGAUUUACCGUCAAAAAGAACAAAUAAUUUAAUUUUCAUUGAAUUUGUUUCAUAAUAACUUUUUUUUUGUUCGACAUAUAUUUUUUUAAUGUAGCAAGUAAGUGACGAUAUAAUAUUAAACUGCAAAAAUUCAUACUAACUUUUCUACAUACGAGUA